GUUACAAGUGUUUAAAAAAAUGUCUGUUUUGGCGUGUUUAUUAUUUGAUUUCUAACGUUUUUUUGAGUUUUGAAAAAUCGUUUUAUUUUAGUUUUCCGGUCCGGAGAAAAUUAAAAAUUAAAUUUCAAAUGAAUAGUCUGUUCAUUAAAUUUAGUUUUCGCGAAUUCGCGAUGUUAAUUUUAAGUUGUGGUUCGUUUUAAAUUCAAUUUCGUAGUCUUCUUCUUUAUUCUGUGUAACUUAUGACCUGAGAAUGGAGUCCUCAGCCGAAAUUACCGAUCUAGAUUUACAGUUGGCUCUGAAACUGAAAGCUAAGUAUCCGGAACAUUUUCAAAAUCUAGUUCGAAUGCAUCUUUCAUUUGCUUUGGAUUUGAAUAUAGACGAAUGUGAUGAUGCGGGUGAUAAAAUCAAAUCAAAUCCCACAAAAUGGGGGUUCGGUAAAAAAGUCAAAGGAGCGCUUAGAGAUUCGCCUGAAAAUAACGCUCUAACAGAAGCUGGUAUUUCAAGAAUGCAUAAAUUGAUAUUAUUUUUAACUCGAGAAGAAAAUAUAUGCCAAGAAGGUAUAUUUAGACGAACGGGUGCUCUAACUCGUCAAGUACAAUUGAAGACAUGUUUAAAUGAAGGCAUGAGUGUAAAUUUUGACGACAAUAAUUUUUCUGUUCACGAUUGCGCAUCUGUGUUGAAAACUUUUCUAUCAGAACUACCAGAACCACUUGUUACCGAUUUGUAUUACCCAUUAUACUGUCAAAUUUCCGAAUGGUCUAAAUGCAAUGAAUUUGAAGCCAGAUUGUUGAGAUCUUUACAAUUAUUAAUCCUUUUGUUACCUGAAAAUAACGCUUUAUUGUUGAAACAUGUAAUAGAUCUAUUACAUACGACAGCUAAAUAUGCGAGCCAGAAUAAAAUGUCGGCUGAAAAUCUGGCAACAUUAUUUACUCCCCAUUUACUGUGUCCCAGAAAAUUAACCGGUGAAGCUUUACAUACAAAUACUCAAAUGUUAUACCAAAUUGUCGUAUUCAUGAUCACGUCUGGAUGCGAAUUAUUCAAAAUACCCGCCGGUCUCGCUGCUGAUAUUCGACUUUAUUGGCAUGACAAAGAGAAGAAAAAAUUAUCUCCAAGAAAUUGCUUGAACGAAAGUACGGCGGAUAGCUGCGUUGUUAAUACUGUAUUUAGUUUUGUUGAUCGUGAAAAAACCGCUCAAGAAAAUGUAAUCAAUCCCACCGAAACUGCGUUAGCUCAAUUAUACGCUCAUAUUCAAUCACUUCCUGAAUCAUCGAAGAAACGUAAACUCGUUAAACAAUUUAAUAAAGAAAAUGGAUACGGGACGCCAAAGAGAGUACUUUUAAAUAAUAAUGAUAAACCACAUUCGUUGACUAAAAAUAUUAGCGAUUCUUUGAAGAGGCACAUAUUCAGUAAAGGUAACGGAAAGCAGGAAAAAUCGUUAAAAAAUCUUCCAAAUGAUAAAUUCAUUCAACCAACUGCGACACCGGAAAGUAGGUUUAAAGCUCACCCUUUGAGGCUUUUCGAUAAAAGAUUAGAUUGUAUGGAAUGCGGAUGUUCGGAUACAUCUGACGAGGCAAAUAUUGCCAAGAAAUUGAAUUUGGAUCAAGACGAUGAAAUAAAAGAUGAGCCGGAUUGUCUAAUACGCAUGGAAAAUGGUGAAAUAAUAAACGAACGUGGAAUAGAUCCGAUACCCGAGGAAAGUAUACUUUGCACUCAGGCGUUACAAACGCCUCAGACGCAAAUGAAAAAAUCGCUUUUGGCUCGAAAGAAUUCCGUCCAUUGUAAACUAAGCACGCCGAUCGUAUCUACUCGUUUCCAAGGCACACUGACCAGUACUCCGGCACCAGUUUGUUUCACUAGCGAUGUCUCAACGCCUUCUCCGUUCUGCGGAUCCACUGAUGAUAUGUCACCUAUUACUAUGUCGGCACAGAAAAUGCCCAAAUCUAUGCAGGAGGUUAUGAUGACACCUCGAAGUCGUCAACCAGUGAUAGCCAUCUCCGGCUCAAAUACCAAUUUACUGACUAAAGGAAAACUCGACAACAGCGGCCUAGAUCAAGAUUUUAAUAAAACAAAAGAUUCCAACGAUCACUACGAAACCUGUUGCAGCUCAAAAGAGAACACCAAUUUAUCGAACCAAUCCGGAGAAUCGUUGACUGACACAUUCAGAGAAUAUUUAUACAGUAGAAGUAUGCUAACUACCAGUAUUGUUGAUAAUAGUUUUUCUAGUCGUACCGGAGAUUUCGACCCAUCAUCUGUGUCCGAAAAUAAACUAUCGGAUUCUCUGUUAUACUGCUUAGACAAUGGUACUCCUGUACCGGAAAAUAAUUGUAAAUGUUACGAUUCAUUUUCGAAUGAAAACGGUGCUGAUGACGUAAAACCAGUGCAUGAAACUGUAUUAUGAACGAAAUUACCAGUUUUACUAUCGUAUUUUAUUUCUAUUGUUUGGAGAUGAUCGAACGAUGAAAAUUAAAAGGAGAGAUUAUUAUAGUUUUGAUAAUGUAUAUUAGUUUACCAAAAUCAACGUUAUUUGUUUUAGAACGUGUAAACAGUUAGCUUUAUACUGUAAGAAUAUGUUUCAAUUAAAAAAUUCAAUUUUCAA
Molecule: messenger RNA, 2596 nt
Organism: Planococcus citri (citrus mealybug)
Lineage: Eukaryota; Metazoa; Arthropoda; Insecta; Hemiptera; Pseudococcidae
Gene: RhoGAP54D
Product: Rho GTPase activating protein at 54D
Exons: 10
Coding region: 251-2398 (715 amino acids)
Biological process (GO): signal transduction; regulation of small GTPase mediated signal transduction
Cellular component (GO): cytoplasm
Molecular function (GO): GTPase activator activity
Source: RefSeq, a predicted model, not a curated record